Molecule: messenger RNA, 504 nt
Organism: Yarrowia lipolytica CLIB122
Lineage: Eukaryota; Fungi; Ascomycota; Dipodascomycetes; Dipodascales
Source: RefSeq, a predicted model, not a curated record
AUGACCGCCGCAGAAACCAUCUUCAUCGUUUGUGCCGUCGUUGUCAUUCUCUUGGCCGUGGUUUUUCUGCCGCAAAUCAACGGUCUCGGCAGCUACAAGCCCGUGGCUAAAAAGACCAAGCAUAAGAAGCUGCGAGAAGACGACAUCCUUGAGGAGCCCGAAAACGGCUACGACACAUACCAGCCCCCGACCACCAGCCAGAUCCAGUCGCGUGACAGUUCGUCGCAGUCGUCUACAACCUUCCGAAAGCGGGUCAACGACCGACUCAACGAUGUGGCUGACUCUGCCCCUGUCACUUUCCGACCCCUGGUCAAGAAGCCCGUCAGCCAGCCGCGAAGCUCAGGCUCUGGAAUCGCCCGUCACGUCGACGAGAACUUUGAUCUCGACGAGUUCUGGCAAAAGGAGGCCGAAAACGAUGUCAGAGAUAUCCAGACGGAGGAGUUGAGACGUCAGAAGGAGGAGAUGGAGCGGGUGAACUUCGCUCGGAAUGAGGAUAACGUCUAG